CCCGGGGAGGUCCUUUCUGGGCCCCCGGCGGAGGUGGAGGAGAGGCCAGCAAGAGCCAAGGCCAGGGAGCCCUCAGCGUCAGCUGCUCACUGCGCCGCGCCAGUACCAGCCGGGACUCACCCGCAGCUCCAUGCUUGUGCCCGGCUCGACUCGUCCAUCGUGUGAGAAGAAGCAGCCCAUGAGGCUCCCAGUCCCCAGUGAGUGCAGCCCUGAAGGAUGUCCCAGCUCUCCUCCACUCUGAAGCGCUACACAGAAUCGGCCCGCUACACAGAUGCCCCUUAUGCCAAAUCAGGCUAUGGCACCUACACUCCCUCGUCCUAUGGGGCCAACCUGGCUGCCUCCUUCCUGGAGAAAGAGAAGUUUGGUUUCAAGCCAGGCCCCCCAACCAGCUUCCUCACCCGUCCCCGUACUUAUGGCCCUUCCUCCAUCCUGGACUAUGACAGAGGCCGCCCCCUGCUGAGACCAGACAUCAUCGGGGGUGGAAAGCGGGCAGAGAGCCAGACUCGGGGCACUGAGCGGCCUUCAGGGAGUGGACUCAGCGGGGGCAGUGGAUUCCCUUAUGGAGUAACCAACAACUCCCUCAACUACCUGCCCAUGAAUGCCCGCGACCAGGGGGUAACCCUGACCCAGAAGAAGUCAAACAGUCAAUUAGACCUGGCCAGAGAUUUCUCCAGCCUGCGGACCUCAGAUAGCUACCGGAUAGACCCUGGGAACCUGGGCCGUAGCCCCAUGCUCGCCCGCACGCGCAAGGAGCUGUGUGCCCUGCAGGGGCUCUAUCAGGCAGCCAGCCGCUCCGAGUACCUGGCCGACUACCUGGAGAACUAUGGUCGCAAGGGCAGUACACCUCAGGUGCCCAUCCAGGCCCCUUCCUCACGAGUCCCUGAAGUCCUCAGCCCCACCUACCGACCCAGUGGCCGUUACACUCUGUGGGAGAAGGGUAAAGGCCAGGCCCCUGGGCCCAGCCGCUCCAGCUCCCCAGGGCGAGACACCAUGAAUUCUAAGAGCGCCCAGGGUCUGGCUGGUCUUAGAAACCUUGGGAAUACGUGCUUCAUGAACUCCAUUCUGCAGUGCCUGAGCAACACCCGGGAGCUGAGAGAUUAUUGCCUGCAAAGGCUCUAUAUGAGGGACCUCAGCCACAGUAGCAGUACACACACAGCCCUCAUGGAAGAGUUUGCAAAACUAAUCCAGACCAUAUGGACUUCAUCUCCCAAUGAUGUGGUGAGCCCAUCUGAAUUCAAGACCCAGAUCCAGAGAUACGCACCGCGCUUUGUCGGCUAUAAUCAGCAGGAUGCUCAAGAGUUUCUUCGCUUUCUUCUGGAUGGGCUCCACAACGAGGUGAACCGAGUAACAGUGAGGCCCAAGUCCAACCCUGAGAACCUUGAUCAUCUUCCUGAUGAUGAGAAAGGGCGACAGAUGUGGAGGAAAUACCUAGAACAGGAAGACAGUCGGAUUGGGGAUCUCUUUGUGGGGCAGCUAAAGAGCUCCCUGACGUGUACUGAUUGUGGUUACUGUUCUACAGUCUUUGAUCCCUUCUGGGACCUCUCGCUGCCCAUUGCUAAGCGAGGUUAUCCUGAGGUAACUUUGAUGGACUGCAUGAGGCUCUUCACCAAAGAGGAUGUGCUUGAUGGCGAUGAAAAGCCUACAUGCUGUCGCUGCCGAGCCAGGAAACGGUGUAUAAAGAAGUUCUCCAUCCAGAGGUUCCCAAAGAUCUUGGUGCUUCAUCUGAAGCGGUUCUCAGAAUCUAGGAUACGAACCAGCAAGCUAACAACAUUUGUGAAUUUCCCUCUAAGAGACCUGGAUUUGAGAGAAUUUGCCUCAGAAAGCACCAACCACGCUGUUUACAACCUGUAUGCUGUGUCCAAUCACUCCGGAACCACUAUGGGCGGCCAUUAUACAGCCUACUGCCGGAGUCCAGUGACAGGCGAAUGGCACACUUUCAAUGACUCCAGCGUCACACCCAUGUCCUCCAGCCAAGUGCGCACCAGCGACGCCUAUUUGCUCUUCUACGAAUUGGCCAGUCCACCCUCCCGUAUGUAGCCACAAGGAGCUACAUCGCUUUCUUUCUUGCCCGUGGUGGCCCCACAACCUGUUUUUUUUUGUUUGUUUGUUUGUUUUGUUUGUUUUUUUAAGACAAAACAAAAACAAAAACAAAAACUGACAAAUGAGAGAAAAAUAAACUAAAGCUGCCGAGCAGGAGUUGCUGCAGCCUGCCUGGUCAGGGUCUGGAGCGGGAAGCCAGGUGCUCCUGAGCUACACCUGGCAGGGAAGAUCAACAAGACAUGGAGACUGGAGCCAGCACAGUGACCCCUCGGCUUCUAUUGUUUGCAUUUUUAAGCUUGUGGUUUUUUCCUGAGUGUAAUAAACAACAGCAGCCUUUGGGAGAAGAUCUUUGUCCACUUGCUGUGGGCUGCAGCCGGCGCCCCGCUCCUCUGGAGAAGACAGCGCCCUCUGGAGCCCGAUGAGAGGAUCUCUGCCGGGAAGCUCCUGCGCCAGAGCCGAGCACCGGGUCUUCACAUGGACCCUGUUUACUGGUCCAGAAGCAAGAAAAACAACUAUGAGCCAAGAGCCAUCUUAACGCUGCUAACUCCAGGGGGACAGACCAGGGGACACCUUUGAAAGAAAAGGUGUUUUUUGUUUUUAAAAGCCCACCUUUUUUUUUUUUAUUGUCAUAACUAAAGUUUUCAGACUGGAGAUGCUCUCCUUCACACCUCUUCACAACUGAGAUGUGUGCUGGUCAUUUUUUUUUAAUUCUUCAAAUACAACUUUUCUAAUGCUAGCCCCCAGUGGUGCUAGGUAGGUGUUGUCCAGGCCCCAAGCACAGCCACCUGGGAUCUAACAAGUUUUUUGGUUUUUAGGGGUUUUUUUCAAUGUUUUGGAUGGAAUCUAGCUGCCUCUAAGAAUUGUGCCUUAUAGUAUUUGGGGACCAGGGGGUAACUGCCCCUCCCUGAAAUAUCCCUCAGCCUCUUCCCUUUUCCCCAGUGCCAUGUUCAAACUGGCUGGGAGAGAUGGGGGUUAUGCCCUUAGCCCCUGGCCUGUUUGCAUUGCAGUGAGAUGAAAAGGGGAGUAGGUAAAAGGAGAUUUCUUACGAUAGUGUAUCAAGUUCUUCUGCCCACUUCCUCUAACCCACCCCUGGUCUACUCCCCGGCUGUUUAAAGGAUAGCAUAAGCCCCUUAUCCCUAGAGCUUCUCUCACCUUUAAUUUAUCCCUCGUCAUGUACUUUUUCUCCCUGACCUUCUCCACCUCAGAGCCUCCUGGACAUAGGCCCUAUGGACCGAGUUUCUCAGGGAUGCCCACGCUGCCCCUCAGCUUCCCUUAGCACCAGUCUUUAGUUCUACCCUGGGAGCUGGGACCUGGGUAUUUUGAGACAUCUUGCCUCAGCCCUGUGAUUCUUUCCCAUGGGCAUGAUUUUGCCCUAAGUAGUUGGGCAAAAUUCUGUGCUGUCCAAGAAAGUAAAGCUGUUCAGCACUGAGGCAAGGAGCUCGACCCAUGGAGCUCUUUGCACCAGCACAGCUGGCCUGGCUUGUGCCUCAGAGCCUGGAGCUUUCUAGUGCUCCCAGGAGGAGGCAUCAGAGAAAGACACCCCGAGUUUAACUGGCCUGACACCCUUCUCCAGGGAAGACCUAUGAACCUGAGCCAAAGGGCUGGUGUACACUUGUUUACUGUGUAAGCAAGAGUAGAAGAAUGUCUAAUGUACAUUGGAACCUUGUACAGAAUAAAUAAUAGCUUUGAGAAAUA
Rhinolophus ferrumequinum (greater horseshoe bat) is the source of this 3735-nucleotide messenger RNA. It is a transcript of the gene USP2, whose product is annotated as ubiquitin specific peptidase 2. The record is from RefSeq and is a predicted model, not a curated record. Gene Ontology annotation, biological process: protein deubiquitination. The transcript is spliced from 13 exons. The coding region runs from base 217 to 2037 and encodes 606 amino acids. Lineage: Eukaryota; Metazoa; Chordata; Mammalia; Chiroptera; Rhinolophidae. Gene Ontology annotation, molecular function: cysteine-type deubiquitinase activity. Gene Ontology annotation, cellular component: cytoplasm.